Ctenocephalides felis (cat flea) is the source of this 4039-nucleotide messenger RNA. RefSeq lists its product as uncharacterized. Gene Ontology annotation, molecular function: GTPase activator activity. The transcript is spliced from 6 exons. The coding region runs from base 810 to 3791 and encodes 993 amino acids. The record is from RefSeq and is a predicted model, not a curated record. NCBI's taxonomy places the organism in Eukaryota, Metazoa, Arthropoda, Insecta, Siphonaptera, Pulicidae. Gene Ontology annotation, biological process: signal transduction.
UGAGGCAAUGCUACCAAUGCUCGCAUACACACGAUUCUUUAGUUGCUUGACGAAUGCCAAUACGAAAAGUACUGUGUUGUUUUAUUACUUAUGCCUUUUUAGAAAAAUAAACUACAAGAACUAUUUUAGUUUGAUAAUUUAAGUUUUAGGUUUAAUGACAAUAUCCUAGUGUUGUGCGUGUCGAUUUGCUUAAAAAACUGUUUGUGAGUGCCGACCUAAAAGAGUUUCGUUCUGAAAACCAGUUUUGUUCAGACACAGAAGACUGACUGCAGUGGAAUUGUGUGUUAAUACCAAGUAAAACAGUGUCAAUAGCAUAUUUUAAAUCUUAUUUAGGAUUAAACAGUGUAAUCGUAGCUUAAUCUGAACAUUCGUAUGGUUAAUCAAUGCCUUUGAGUGAUUACUACAAAAAUACCUGUUGAAUGUGGUUAAGUAGAACAUAUUGCAGAAUGAAAGACAAGUUUCGUGGUGUUGUUACAGUUGUGCCAGUUUUUUAUAUCAAUAGAUUCAAUUAAAUAACGUGAACAAGUUUUAUUUGAAUGUUUGUGUGUGUAAAAUUAAUUAACGGACCUCAAAGUUAAACAUAACCUCAAAGUUUGCACCUGCACCUAACCUAACAUGACAUGACAGUGAAGGUGGUUAAACUUACUCGGUAAUCAAAUUCUAUUAAUUGCAGUUUGAAUUUUCAAAUUGUUUAAGGAUUUAGUUUAAACUUCACACCAAACAUUAUUUUACAAAAAUGUUUUUUCCCUCAGUGUUCCUCAAUUAACCCAGUUACAUAAAUCAAUUAUCUUUUAUCAUUGUCCUUUACCAUGUUGGAAAGUUUAGUGUCCCGUUGGACGUCACCCCCCACGGGGCGGCGUUCCAGGGAGGUUCAAUCGGAUCCCGAAUGCGAAGAUGCAGCAGGAUCAGAGCCUGCUGCACAAAGUCGUCGCAGCAGAGGCAGGGCAGCCAGAUUGCUCCAGGACAAGAGACGCAGAUCCAGACGAUCAUUUGCUGAUAUCUCCGCCCCCGUGCUGGUGCCCUCGGGGCAUGAUCUUAGGCCCUCCAAGAGCUUGGGCAGAUUGGAUGGAAUGAAAGAGGUUGAAAGAUUAGCACAAUACGAUCGUCUGGUAGGUGGAGGAACAGCCUGCGACACAGAUCUUGACAGGAUUCAAGAAUUGUUCCCAAAUGAUUAUCUAGCUUUAUACGACAGUGAUGCACCUUCGGCCCAACUACAGAACAGUGUGAAAAUAAAGACUCUUCUCCGCAAGCGACCAAGUCUGGACCUAGGUCUACUAGGAAGUAGCAACAAUGGAAGUUGUCAACGAUCGCCCAGUUCCCAUAACUUGUCAAAUAACAAUAACAAUAGCAAGUCACCUUCUUCGGGAAAUGAUAGCAGUUUGCGGAAAGAGAGAAGAUUUCUGAUGGAAGCACCAUGCACUUUUUCAGCCUGUCCAAGUGCUACCGGAUCACCAGAUUCACCAGGAUCUGUUCAAGGAGAUCCGACAGCAGCAGCUCCUACAGGGUCUACGCAGGAUAGGCACUUAUUUUUGUUUACGGAUCUGCUGCUGGUGGCAAAACCACGAGGAGGAUGUUUCAAAUUGAAGGAAUGCGUUCGCUUAUCAGAACUGUGGGUUUCGGCUGCCGCGAGGCCGACGUGCUGCUUACUGGGUUGGGCAAGAGGAGCUCAAGUGACCACGGUGCGUUGCGCCUGGGGCACUCAAGCCGCGAGGGACACUUGGCUGCGCGGCUUGCAGGCAGCCCUUAUUGCGACACUGGCAGAUGAACCACCGGAAACUAAUAUUCAGCUACUCUACAAAGACCCUAAUGGAAUGGAUUAUACAAAAACGUUAACGGUGGGUCCAUCAGUUACCGCGGAUGUUGUGGUACGUCAGGCUAUAUCGCUCUUCGGCCUUCCUGCACGUUGUCGCACAGACCUCAGACUGGCAGUCAUCGAGACCUCAUCUAGCAAUGGUAGUUCAAGUAGUGGGAAUAAUAACUCAACUACGUUUCUCAUUGGUUGCGAACGACCUCAUGCAAUACAAAUGGCUAGAAUUAGACAAUCGCUCUCUAGUGAAGAAGGAUUUGACCUGAGGCAUGUAAAUAGUAGACACAAUCCUUGCUGCAACCUCAUUUUCGAACUACGUAGCGUCAAUAAAACUGUUAUUAAAAGGACACCGCUGAAACUGUUUCGUAGAUCAUCCGGCCGAUUGUUCGGCGUAGCUCUGACCACUCUCUGCGCGCCCCUUCAAGGACAAGCCCCAGGUCCCGUGAUAAGUAUGCUAAGGGCUUUACUACUUCGCGGACCCUUGACCCAAGGAAUAUUUCGCAAAUCGGCCAAUGCACGAGCGUUAAGAGAGCUUCGAGAUAAGAUGGAUUCAAUAGGUCCUAGCGGAGACGCUAAUGCCUUAAUUGAAUCAGCUCCGGUAAUUCUAGUAGCAGCAUUACUCAAGGACUUCCUCCGCAGUCUUCCAAAUCCUCUUCUAUGCACUGCUCUUUAUGAUAAUUGGAUGCGUGUUUUAACUCUUCCUUCUGUGAAGGAGCAAUUAGCAUCGGUUAGAUCACUUCUUUUACAGUUACCGUCGUGCCAUUUGACAUUGCUCGCUCAAGUUCUUUCCGUGUUACAUACAGUAGCGAGACGAUCGUCAGUAAAUCUUAUGUGUGCUUCCAAUUUAGGCGUCUGUGUAGGGCCUUCAGUUCUUUGGCCACCAGGACCUCCAAUGCAAUUGCAUGAACCACGAGCGGUUCCGCAGUUGUUGCAAUUAUUGAUAACCCAUGCAGAAGAGCUAUUCCACACGAUACGAGCGGCAGGUUCUGAAACCAUAGUUGCUGAUUCAGGUGCUGAGGAAAGCGAUAGCCUGCAUUCCGUCGGAUUAUCUUUGGAUUCAUUAGAAUUAGGUUGUGUGCGCAAAGAAAAAUUAUCUUUAUCGCGUGACUCUGGCCUUACAUUAUCAGAAGAUGAUUCUAUUAGCACUGGUGGACAAAGUCCGUCACCUCAUGUUAUAUUCUGCAGAGCACCUCAGCAACAACAAGCUCAGCAGGUUAAGGUGCGUACGUUUGUUCCUCAGCAAUAUGUUAGAACAAAGAGUUCGGGUGAUUUGUUAGAUAGUACAAAUGGACCAAGUUAUUCAAGAGUUUAUGGGGGAUGGGAACAGCGUAUAUCUCAUUACACACAACAACAAUCUAAUAGUACUGUAGAAUCGACAUUUAAGAGACGCGAUUGGUCCCGACAAGCUUCAAGAACUAAAAGCAACGAGGGCGCUUCAACAGAUUCUUCUCAGGAUAGCGCUGGAGAAUCUAAAUGCCGAGACCAAUGUCAGCAAAGAACUUUAGAUCCGUCCCAUGUUUGUUGCCGAAGUCCGUAUUUCCGUACAGAGAAGAGCAAAAUGUAUUACGCACAUUAUAAUAAUCAAGACAAAGAUUAUUAUGGGCGUCAAAAAUCGCACAUCAAGCAAUCAAAAUCGACGAGUGCUGUAUCCAAUCUAUAUUCAAAUCUUAAUAAUAAUACAGAAGCAUUUUGUGAUGGAAUAUAUGGCACCGCAGAAACCUAUGAAAACUCUCAUUAUGAAAAUGUUUAUGUUAAUCGUGUAAAUGCCUUUAGAGCUCCGCCUGUCCCACCCAGAAGGUUUGCUCAUUUGACGGCAGGGCCUCAAAAGCAUACUGUAUCUUUAACAAUAACUGAAGAUAGGAAUGCUAGAUCUCGAUCUCGAUCUACAUCCGUAGGACCUGUGUUUAGACCCCUAACUUCAAUGCAUGUAGCUAAUGUAAUAUCCCUUCAAGAUACAGAUACAGAGUCAGAAUCAUAUGUAUGACCAUGACCAUUACAAUAUACUUUAUACAUUUAAGAUAUAUCAUGUGUUCGCCAAAAAGUGUGUUGAGCUCUGCCUUUGUGUUGCUAGAAGAAAAUAAUUGAAUAAUAUAUUACAUUGAAUUAUCGUAAGUUCACUGAUAAUCAAUUGUUAAAAGUAAUUGCACAAUAGCAACUACAUCUUUAUAUAGAUUAGUAUAAAAUAUUUUUAUAUAGUGAAUUAAACAUAUAUUAUCGAAUAUUAAUUGAAUG